CUACAAUCGAGAUAAACGUCUUAUUACAAGAUAGGUAUAAUCUUAGUUAUCAGAUAGACUCUCCGUAUAUAUGCUGAAGAUGUUUGCUAAGCAAAUAUUACUUUAGUUACAUCUGAGUUAAGUAGGAAAAGAGAGAAAAUAAUCAAACAAAAAUGACAUCGCGAUUCUAUUUGUAGUUACGUCAUUAAAGUUUAUUUUUGUGUGUAGUUUUCUUUUCUUUUUUAGUAUAUUUUUAUUGGUGUUCGAAAUGUUGCUGGAAAAGCUUUUAGGAUUCGAGAUGGUGCAGUCAGUGUUCGGAGUAUGGGACUACGCCAUCAUGGCGGCCACGAUGGUGAUAUCAAUAGUAAUCGGCUUAUAUUUCCGUUUUAGUGGAGGAAAACAGGCCACUAAUGAGGAAUAUCUGCUGGCAGACCGCAACAUGUCAAUAUUACCAGUGGCCGUAUCCCUAAUGGCUUCAUUCAUGUCAGCCAUCACUUUACUAGGGGUGUCAGCUGAGAAUUAUUACUACGGAAUGCAAUUCGUUGUAAUCAACAUUUCAUACGGCGUCGCCACCCCUAUAGCGAGCAGAUUAUACUUACCAGUCUUCUUUGGGCUACAAAAAACAAGUACUUAUGAAUAUUUAGAAAUGCGAUUUGGACCACAUAUCAGAAUGUUGGCAUCUUUAACUUAUACUUUACAAAUGGUCCUUUAUAAUGGCAUAGUUUUAUAUGCCCCUGCUAUAGUACUCGAGGCUGUGACAGGGUUAGACAGACUGAUCUCUAUAUUAGUCGUAGGCUUAGUUUGUACGUUCUAUUCAACUUUGGGAGGGAUGAAGGCAGUCCUCUUUACGGAUCUCCUCCAAUCAGCUCUUAUGUUUGGAGCUGUGUUUAGCGUCGUUGUGUUCGCUUCCAUGCAAGUUGGAAGCUUCGGACAAAUAUUUGCUAUUGCAAAGGAAAGUGGAAGACUUGACUUUUCAAAUUUCAGCGUGGAUCCUACUGAGAGACAUACUUGGUGGUCCCUGAUUAUCGGAGGAUUGGUGACUUAUUUGUCUUUGUAUGCUGUUAACCACACACAGGUACAAAGGUUGCAGACUGUGAACACACUGGAACGGUCCCAGAAAUGUUUAUGGUGGAGUUGGCCAGUCCUCUCCGUACUGAGUGUGGUGACCUGCAUCAGUGGUCUUGGCAUCUAUGCUGUGUAUAAGGACUGUGAUCCUUUCAUGAGCCACAGUAUUUCAGCGAUUGACCAGUUGAUGCCAUAUUACGUGGUGGAUGCCAUGAAGGAUGUACCUGGCUUGGCAGGGCUCUUUGUAGCUGGUAUCUUCAGUGCCUCGUUAUCCACUAUCUCAGCAUCCUGCAAUGCUUUGGCUGCAGUAACGUUACAUGACUACGUUGGCAGGUGGUGCAAAGUUCCUGCUUCCUACGUGCCGUGGUUGACCAAGUUAGCAGCCUGUGGAUACGGCCUGGUGUUCCUAGCUCUGGCUUUCAUAGCUGAACACCUCGGUGGUGUACUCCAAGCUGCUCUUACUAUCUUCGGAGCCGUUGGUGGACCAUUACUGGGAGUCUUCACCCUUGGAAUGUUCACUACAUUUGCUAAUGAGAGGGCAGUGUCGGUAGCUCUAUUAAGUGGAAUGGCAAUGACGCUGUGGAUAAGUUUCGGAGGGCCCCGACCUCCAGUCGCAAAGUUACCUAUUAGUGUUGAAGGGUGUGGCUUCAACGUCACGCAGGCAGCUACAGCAGCUACAAACCCCAGUGAUUACUUCUACCUCUACAGAAUAUCAUAUAUGUGGACCAGUCCGAUUGGUUUCAUCUGGGUGAUUGUGGUAGGGACGGUGAUAUCGCUCCUAUGGCGACAGAAACAACCUUGGGAACGCCAAGGCAGGUCACAUCCAGACCCUGAACUCUUCACACCACCCUUAGCCAACAGGUUAAGGGCACGGCAUGAAGAAAAACCUGCAGUGCAGUGUAAACUAUUGCAAUCGAACGGCGUUCAAGAUUAAUUUACCAACUGUACUUACUUACGUAUUUAUUUAAGUAGAAAAUUUAAAUUUAAAUUAAGUUAUUUUUUUAUAUAGAUAAAAGGUUUUAUAUUGAUUGUGAUGCUUAUUUUAAUUUGGUUAGAGCUGCUUUUUGUUACAUUCCUAGUUUACGAACAUUCGUUUGGUGCCCACGGUACUACUAAUGGUUCUAUUAGCAGUACCAUAAGAAAAAAAGACUUUGGAUGACUUUUACUAAUUCGACUAAAAAAAAAACAUUUUGCUAUUAAAUUCCCCUAGCAAAGUUCAGUAACGGUAAUAUGGAUUAAUUCGUUGACUAUGCGAUUUGUCGAUAUCCUUCAGAAACCUCAAUACAAUUUGUUUCAUUUUCCAAAGCGAUAAAGAUUAUUGAUAAUUAAUGAUAGUAUCGACGUUGGUGGGAUAGUACUAGAUCAUCUUAACACAGUACUACUGGUAGAGACCAUUAGUAAAUACCUCUUAUAUUAUUAAACUUAAUGCAUAAAUAUUUUGGAUUGAUAUUUUAUACAACUCAUGCACUUGAGUUACCAGAUUUUAUAUUGUUUAUUAUUAACGCAUAAACCAACCAGUCUUAUUUUUUAACGCAACAUGCUUUUAGUUUUUAAUGCAAAUGGCAGAG
This is a messenger RNA of Spodoptera exigua (beet armyworm), 2612 nucleotides long. The record is from the annotation of a GenBank genome assembly. NCBI's taxonomy places the organism in Eukaryota, Metazoa, Arthropoda, Insecta, Lepidoptera, Noctuidae.